Ruditapes philippinarum (Manila clam) is the source of this 3996-nucleotide messenger RNA. Its product is annotated as pre-mRNA-processing factor 19-like. The record is from RefSeq and is a predicted model, not a curated record. Bases 30 to 1562 code for a protein of 510 amino acids. Gene Ontology annotation, biological process: DNA repair; mRNA splicing, via spliceosome; protein ubiquitination. Lineage: Eukaryota; Metazoa; Mollusca; Bivalvia; Venerida; Veneridae. Gene Ontology annotation, molecular function: protein binding; ubiquitin protein ligase activity. The transcript has 16 exons. Gene Ontology annotation, cellular component: cytoplasm; U2-type catalytic step 1 spliceosome; Prp19 complex.
AAUUUUAACAGUCACGUGACAUUUUCAAAAUGGCGCUUUGCUGUGCGAUCAGUAACGAGGUACCAGAACAUCCAGUAUUGAGCCCUGUAUCAGGUCAUAUAUUUGAGAAGAGACUUGUUGAGAAGUACAUUAAAGAAAAUGGAACAGAUCCAAUUACUGGGGACAAGUUGGAGCUGGAAAUGCUUCUUGAUGUCAAAGCAUCUCCACUAGUGAAACCUAGGCCUCCGUCAUUUACAAGUAUACCAGCCAUAUUGAAGGCAUUACAAGAUGAGUGGGAUGCUGUUAUGUUACAUAGUUUCACCCUCAGACAGCAACUGCAGACUGCAAGACAGGAGUUGUCUCAUGCCUUGUACCAGCACGAUGCAGCCUGUCGUGUGAUAGCACGUCUGACCAAGGAAGUGACGGCUGCCAGAGAGGCUUUGGCUACACUCAAACCCCAAGCUGGUAUUACAGCUGGAAGUUACGCUGUCCCAGCGGCACCACAACCUUCAUACGCAGCAGAAGCAGGUCCAGAGGCAGCUGAACAACCGAUGGAGGAAGCCGGAAUGUCAGAUGAGGUUCUACAGAAGCUACAAGAUAAAGCUACAUUACUUACAGCCGAGAGAAAGAAAAGAGGUAAAACAGUUCCUGAAGGUCUGGCUAACAGUGAUGAUAUAAGAGCUUACAGACAACUUGCCUCACAUACUGGAUUACACAGUGCCAGUGUACCUGGUAUUCUGUCAUUGGAUAUUUGCUUGAAGGACACAUCUAAGAUUGUUACAGGUGGUAAUGACAAGAAUGCAGUGGUAUUUAACAAGGACACACAGCAAGUGAUGGCUAUACUGAAAGGUCACACAAAGAAGGUCACCAGUGUCAUCUAUCAUCCAGAGGAGGAACUUGUAUUCACAGCAUCUCCAGAUUCUACUAUUCGAGUAUGGGGUGUACAAACUGCCCAGUGUGCACAGAUUAUCCGAGCCCACGAGUCACCAGUUACCGGUGUCAGUCUACACGCUACUGGAGAUUAUCUUCUCAGCUCUAGUGUUGACAUGCACUGGGCGUUUUCUGAUAUCAGAACUGGACAGGUUUUAUGUAAGGUUUCCGACGCAUCAUCACAGAACGCUUUGACAUGUGCCCAGUUCCAUCCUGACGGUCUUAUUUUUGGCACUGGUACUGAAGACUCCAUGAUUAAGGUGUGGGAUUUGAAGGAAAGAAUUAAUGUGGCUAAUUUCCCAGGACAUCAAGGACCCAUUACCAGUAUUGCUUUCUCAGAAAAUGGUUAUUUCUUGGCUACAUCUGCAGAGGACUCUGUUGUUAAACUAUGGGAUUUACGUAAACUCAAGAACUUCAAAACCAUACAGCUGGAGGAUAAAUACGAGGUACGGUCUCUGUCGUUUGAUCAAAGUGGUACAUAUUUGGCUGUGGCUGGAAGUGAUGUGAGAGUAUACCUGUGUAAACAGUGGCAGGAGCUAGCCGUGUUCAAUGACCAUACAGCCAUGGCAACGGGAGUGAAAUUCGGACAUAACAGUCAGUUUAUAGCCUCCGCUAGUAUGGACAGAUCUGUAAAAUUCUUUGGACCUAUGUGAUCAUACUAAACAAGAGUUUGAAUUUCAAUUGACACAAUCAUUACUUGUAUAUUCAUUCAACUUGUGUCUUCAAAUCGUCAUUACUAAAUUUUUCAAAAAUUCAUUACUAAAUGUUUCAGAUUGAUAUGGGUUCAUUGUAAUAGUCUGAUUGUUUGUAUUUUGUAACCAUUUUUUUAAAUGUCAAUAACAAGGUUUGCAAUCUAGUGUUCAAUUGUUGAUUGUUAACUUCAUUUUUGAAGUAUGUUUUCCAUUAUUUCAUGGUUGAAUUUGAUAUGAUACAAAAACAAAAUAGAAGUGAAAGAAGGAUUAUUAUUUUGUAAGAUGGUAAUAUAUUUGGAAGGAUGUUUAUUAUUAAUUGACAUUUGACUUCUUGUAAGUUAACAGCAAGAAUGACUGGACUAUAUUUGUACUGUCAUUUCAGACUCUCUACUUUUGGCAGCUGAGUUCUAGAAUUUUGAUAUUCAAAUCCCUUAAAGAUAUAUUUUGCUCAAAUUUGAUAUUCAAAAAAAUGCUGAUAAUUGCUACACAGUCUCCUGUUAAACAUAAAAUGAACAUAUUUUGAGUACGCACAGAGAAUAUAUGUUUAAGUAAACCCUACAUACUAUGGUAAACAGUUUUGAAUAGUGUCAUGAAAAAAAAACGGGCAGUUAUUUUUAGAAAGUACUGCAUUAACUUAACCAGUGAUAGGGAGUGAAGCUUUCCAAAUAUAGUUUCUGCAUUGUUUUAUUCAAAUUAGACAUAUUCAGUUAGAAUUUCCUAGAUAUCAAUACAUUUCUGCAAAUGAAGUAUUUUACCCAAAAAUGAGAAAAUUAUACUUAAAAGAAAACAUAAAGAAACGAAAGACUUAUCCAAAUUUAAAGUAGGACAUAAAUAAUAUACAAAAUCAGCAAGAUGGGCUGAUCUUAUUUGUUGCAGAAUUAUUUUUUAAUUUGCUGAUAAAGAAGAAAAUUUGAAUUCUUAGUUUCGCAUGAAAUGCCUGAAAAUAUCAUUAUGUGAAAACUGUUGAAUUAAAUUAUAUCGUGUAAUUGGUACCAUUUCUAUUGUUGUUUUAUGUAGAUAUAUUUGUAUAUAAUUUUGUCAUGCAUUUAAUGAAUGCUCUGUAAACUUGUUUUGACUUUAAUCUGGAAAAAAUCAUAAUGUGAAGUCAUUGCAUUGAGGAAUUCAAACAAUAGUUUUAAUAUUGCAUAAAAUUGGUUUUCAUGUUUAUAUUUUCUUUUUGUUUUACCAUGUUAUUUACCUUGGACAUUUACUUUAAAGAGAAUAAUUCAUUGAAAAAUUAACAACCCAUUCUUGGUGUCCAUGGCUGAAUAGUUAAGUUUGUGACUUCAAGCCACUUGCCCCUCACCGCUGUGGGUUCAAAUCCCGACAGGGACUUUGGAUUCUGUCAUGUGAGGAAGCUAUCAAGCUUGCUUAUAGAAUGUUGUAGGUUCUACUAAGGUGCCCAUUCAUGCCUGAAAUAAUGCAUGGAAGGGCACCUGAGGUCUUCCUCCACCAGUUAAGCUGAAAUGUUGCCAUGACCUAUACUGUGUCAGUGUGACAUAAAACCCAAUCAAACAAACAACCCAUUCGUAAUCGCAAGUCAUUUUUACUUUUGUCUAAGGAAAAAAAACUUUCCACAGGACUUACAUUUAGUUGUAAUUGCCAUAGAAAUCAAUAGUAUAGAUAAGUAUGGACCCUGACAAGCAUGUAUGCAGGCUGUUAUUUGGUAUUUUCUCAAAUGAUGACAUCAUAGUAGACAUCAUCCUCUUGUGUGACAAAAAUGAACUAAAGAUAGGUUAAGCUGCCAUCAACAAUUAUGGCCCAAUACAGAAGAAAAAUGAUAUAGAAAGCCAAUUUUUUUGUGCGACUGUCACUGUCAUAUAAUAUACAUGCUGUUUCACCUAUUACUGUUUUGGACUUUGCCAUGGAAGAUGGAGUGCUGGGAAAUAUCCCAUAGGGAAUGCCAUAUUUUUAAGAUUUCUGAAUUUGAAGCAUUCCAACGAUAUGACUUUUAGUUUGUUCCAUAGAAAUAGCAAACAUUUUAGUGUGAGGAAGUUGCUAGUAGCUAGUUUACAGAGUUGUUGUUAUUUUAGAAAGGUGUCUACUUGAGCCUGAAACAAUACACAGAAGGGCCACUGGUUUAUACACCAGUGAAGCCGAGUAGUACAUUAGCAGAACUAAAUUACUUAGUUAUAGAUCGUGCAAUCCUCAUCUGUUUUCAAAGAAAAUAUUGAGUUUAGAAAAUUUAGGCGUUUUUUAACUGAGGUUUUUGAUGUAUUAUGAAUUUUGGUAGCACAUAAUUAUUGUACCAUAUGAUUUGAAUUACUUUUGUGUAAAUAUCUGGUCAUGUAAGUGCAGUAACAGAUUAACAAUUGCUUUAAUAGGAGUUAAUUCAUUACUGCACUGACAUGAUCUGACAUCUUCUAUGAAUGAUAGAAAUAAAUUGUAAGAAGUG